Volvox carteri f. nagariensis is the source of this 1665-nucleotide messenger RNA. RefSeq lists its product as uncharacterized. Lineage: Eukaryota; Viridiplantae; Chlorophyta; Chlorophyceae; Chlamydomonadales; Volvocaceae. The transcript is spliced from 6 exons. The coding region runs from base 535 to 1545 and encodes 336 amino acids. The record is from RefSeq and is a predicted model, not a curated record.
AUAUAGGCAAUAUUGCGAUAUGAUUACGAUCAUCGAUGGACCUUGAGGAAGAGUGUGCUACAUGCAUAGCCAGAAACGAAGUUAGCAGAGCUUGGUCUUUUGCAUUCACCUCCCCAGUCCAAGAAAAUUACAAGCACUGGAUUGAAAUCCUGCCGACUUCGUAGAAGGAUCGACCAAGCAGUGCAGCCGGCGGUCGACCUUGUCCGCCCUUCAUCACGGCACAGUAGGAGAGAGGUCACAGCCAUUACAGGAUCUGAUACCACUGAAGAGUCCGAGGAAUACUGUGAAUUGGAAUCAGCACAUGAGCGCAUGGAGGCUAUUCAGAACGUUCCUGAACCUAGUCCAGGUGACCUUCCUGGCCUUCAAGGCAUUCCAGUGGAGGUUCGGGAUAUGGCUGCAAAAAUAGGCUUCGAAAUCGGCUGUAGGCCGUUCCAGCUGUUCUACACAGCAUAUGAUAAAUGGAAGUCGGAUUUCAAGCCGGCUUUUAACAGUCCAGGAUCAGCCAAGGCUACCAUGGACAGCACCCUCUACUAAAUGGGAUUCAGGGAGAGAGACCUUCUUGACCAGCAGCAGGUCAACAGGGUGAGCCUCAAAACGUUCAAGGAGAGUGUCAAGCCCAAGUUGGUUCACGUGGUGCCACCAAACUUCAUCAAUGGGCUUGAGACAGCCUUUGAGGCGGUUGCCAACCCAAACCCCCGGAAGAGGAAGAACAGCUGGGAUAGCCACGAAGGAGAUGGGGGCGACGGUGAACGUGAUGGCACCAAGGAUGCAUCAGGAAGUGGGACUUCACAGGGUGUGCAGCGUGCCAAGAGGUACAUCCUGGAGAAGUUGUACAAGUUCUUCAAUCCAGUCCUGAAGGACUUCAAUUCAGCAUCCAAGAUCUACUUGGAAGUGACCGAAAAGGAAAUUGAGGACUUCGUGGUUAUGCUGGGUGGGCGAGACAGAACUGUGGCUGGCUUCCACUUGGACUCAGAAGCAACCGACCAGGACAUACACGCACGUGUCCGGAAGUCCCUGGUUGAGAGAUGGAACAACCGCAAGAAGUGGAUUGGAAAUCUACAGCAGCAGGCCAAUGUGGAGGAUGCUUUGAGAUUCAACUCCUUUGGAGCUGACGAAGAGGAGUUUGAGAAGUACCAGUCUUCACAGUCGCACCUGGAAUACUUGCAGAAGAGCUUAGGGCCUCUAAACAAUGAAGAUGACAAGUUCGUCUUCAUUGUUGAGGGCAAGGACAGUCCUGUGCUCUUAGCUGGCGGUGUGGUCUUUGGCAGUCUUGAAAACGUCGUGCACGACAUGGACAAGGUGUCCGUUUUCAUUCUGCACAGGGUGAACAACAGCAAGAAGACCUCCAUGGUAUUGCCCAGUGGUACCAUUAAGGUUGGCAAGGAGCUAAAGAAGCACACGGUUGUAGAGCUUCCAGUGCAGAGCCUACUUGGCAGAUUCAACAAGCAGCAGGUCAAGGAGUGGGCUUUCUCCCAUGGCUGCACAAAUGUUCUAUGGAAUGACUCCAUGGUCCAGUACAAGGGCAAGCUGGCGUUGGUUGCUUAGAGAGGUUCCUUGAUGAGCAGGGAUACAGAGCAAGUGGGCAGCUGCAGUCUAGGGCUAUGUGGUUCAGUGGUGUGUAGUAGGUGUUCACUAGAAAAAAAGGAAGCAGUGCAGUAGUAGUGU